UGGCCGCCCUGCGCCCGGCGAGGGCCGCGCGCGCGGGCCCCGCACCCGCGGGCCCCAUGUUCACCGAGCUGAGGUCCAAGCUCAGCCCCCCGCGAGGCCGCGCCGGGGCUGUGCGCCCGGGCUUCGGGGAGCGCCGGGAUGUGGACGCCACUGCCCACUUGAGUUUCUGCCGGACCCUCUUGGAGCACACUGUGUCAGCGGAGAGCAUCCCUUGCCACCUGCCUCGGACACCGGGCACAAGCCUCACAUGGCACGACUCCCGGAGCCAGAGGGCUUCCAGCAGCAGACCAGUCAAGCUUCUUCCGCAGCCUGGCACAGAGGCCUCCCAGGGCCGUCUGUAUUCUGAGCACUACGGCCUGUACCACACAAGUCCCUCACUGGGUGGCUUGACCCGGCCUGUGGUCUUGUGGAGCCAGCAGGACGUCUGCAAGUGGCUCAAGAAGCACUGUCCCCACAACUACCUUGUCUAUGUCGAGGCCUUCUCCCAGCACGCCAUCACUGGCCGAGCACUGCUCCGGCUGAAUGCAGAGAAGCUGCAGCGGAUGGGACUGGCGCAGGAGGCACAGAGACAGGAGGUGCUGCAGCAGGUGCUCCGCCUGCAGCUUCCUUCGGAAACAUGCUGUAGCUGUUGCCCGGGCCUGGACCCCAGACCCCAACACUGUGACCGGAGCCCACAGCCAAGGAUGAGGCAGAGCUGGCCCCACUUGGACGCUGGCAGGAUGCCCGAAUGGCUAAACCCCUCCCAAUGAACAGGCAGGACCAGAACCACAACCUUCAGAUGCCUCUGGUUGGCAAUCCAGGCUGUGCCCUGGGGGAGGGGAGGGGCUACUUGUGUGGAGCCCCUCCUCCUGGGACCCAAGCCCAGGCCCACUCCCUGGUGCUGCUUGCAGCAGGCAGGGCAGCUUCCUGGAGCCAGAACGGGGUUUGGAUGGCCCCGGACUCCCAGGGAGUCUGUUUAUUUACAUUCCCUUUACCUUGUGACCAUCUGCCAUUACCUGGCUCACCCAUCAUUCUCUUGACUCCUCCAGUCUGUGCCCUCCCGGGUGCCACCAGUCAGCUGACAGUGGGACAAUCUGCUUUGGCUCCCUUCGGCUUGUGUUUCUGGCCCCUACCCUCCCCCUCCCAGCAGGCCCAAACCAUGGUUCAGAGUAACGACCUUGAGUAGGCACCAACCCAGCCAGACACCGCGGCAAGGCCUUCAGUCAUUAUGAAAUCUUUGCCACCUACUC
Dipodomys spectabilis (banner-tailed kangaroo rat) is the source of this 1229-nucleotide messenger RNA. RefSeq names its product sterile alpha motif domain containing 10 (gene Samd10). Bases 57 to 749 code for a protein of 230 amino acids. Lineage: Eukaryota; Metazoa; Chordata; Mammalia; Rodentia; Heteromyidae. The record is from RefSeq and is a predicted model, not a curated record. Gene Ontology annotation, cellular component: cytoplasmic side of plasma membrane. The transcript has 5 exons. Gene Ontology annotation, biological process: cell surface receptor protein tyrosine kinase signaling pathway. Gene Ontology annotation, molecular function: protein binding.